GGUCGCUCAGCUCGUCCCCGUCCUACCAGUUUUCCUCCCCGUCUUGCUCAUGACCUGAACACUCGUAGAACCUUGGACGCUGCAUGGGAGGCGAUUAAGAAUAGCAAGUCGAGAGCCCUAUAAACCUUUGCUAUAAUGGUGCUGUACCAGAGCAACGUGGUGAUCACCGUCUCCCUGUUGGCGCUGUCAACGAUGCUCCUCGUCAACUACAUCACCAACCAUGACGUGAACUUCCUGCCUUGGUUGUCAUAUGACUGCGCACAAGAGUGUCUUGAGAGGUACUUCCAAGGGGCGCCGAGGUCUAAUGACCCAGCACUCCUGGAGAUAGUGCGACAAAGGUAUAUCUUCCCCCCGCCUCGCCGCCCCAACACCGAUCCCUUCGACAUCGACGAGCCGGUCUGGUCAAAACUGGCUGACUGGAAUCUGAUGCAGCAGAGGCUGUUGCAGAUAUGGCAGGGACAGGCCCCCGGGGUGUUCGUGGAGGUCGGGGCGUCUGACGGGGAGUUCAUGAGCCAGACGCUGGUGCUGGAGAGGAACCUGAGCUGGACGGGGCUGCUGGUGGAGCCUGACCCAAGGGCCUUCGCCAUCAUGCAGCAGCGCCGCCGCAACGCCUGGACCUCUUCCGCCUGCAUCCACCACAGUCCACCCGUCUCCGUACGUAUACGUGAAUGAAUAAUGGGGUUUAAGAAGCUGAAGGUACA
Molecule: messenger RNA, 701 nt
Organism: Eriocheir sinensis (Chinese mitten crab)
Lineage: Eukaryota; Metazoa; Arthropoda; Malacostraca; Decapoda; Varunidae
Exons: 4
Coding region: 136-672 (178 amino acids)
Source: RefSeq, a predicted model, not a curated record